CGGACUCGUCGGUUUCCUAACCGAGAAGUGGGAGACCUACAAAUUGGGGGUCUUAGUCUCCGGGAAGGGGUUCUUUCCCCUUAGCGAUCACUUCCUCCUCCGUGUGGGGUGGGCGGACCCUCCCCAUAAAGUCCAGAUAGUCCUGGUGGGUUCUGCUGGGGCUUGAGCGCCCUGGGGAAAUGGGUCCCCAAGUUGCCCUCCUGGUGGCGGCGCUAGCCGGCUGCCUGCUUCCUGCCCGGAGCUGUAUCACGUGUGAUGAGAGGGUUGUGAAGCAGUUGGACGCCUUGGAAAAAGAAUACCUGCGAACCCACCUUGCCCCCGGGCGUCUCAGAGAAGUGAUGGAAAAGAUAAGAGAUACCGUCGACAAUUUCAAGGACCUGCCAGAUAUACAGUCUACCUUAAAUGGGGCUGUCGAUGAGGCCACAAUGAAAAUGGCAGCGUCCAGUUUUCUGAGGAGUGUGAAACUUAUCACAAACCGUGGUUUAAGAGAUGACACUUUCGUGAAGGAGUUCUCCGCGAUGUUGAGUCGGGAAAAGGAAACGUUUCGGCGCAAUGUCGCUCGGUUUCACGGAGGUGAGGAUUCUUGUCCCAACAAAUGUGGUGUAUUGUUGCGGCUUCUGAGGUGGUGCGAUUCUUGCCUGCUGCACACUUACCCUUGUCGAAAGUCCACAGAUUGUGGAGUGCGCCAAAUCAACGUCCAUGAAAAGGAAGACCUGGUCCUGGACUGUGAGCUCGACUGGCAUAAAAUUGCUACAGGCGCGACCGGUUACAGCUUUUACAGGGUUUGGGGGAGCAAAGCUGACAGCUUGUUGUACAUGGGGAAAUGGCCCACCCUGACCAAGCAACUGGUGAGGCCCGCGGAUGCAGGUACCUACCGCUGCGAGUUGGGCACUCCGGGAGUGAGCACAUUCUCGGCCAUCCGUUUUGAAGUCACAGUGUUGCCUCGGAAAAUCAUUUCGGUGAUGGUGACAUCUUCCAAGUCUGCAACCAUUGUCACCCGGUCACCAACCAUUGUCACCCAGUCACCAACCUUUGGAACCCAGUCACCAGCCAUUAGAACCGAGGCCGAGGAGGAAAUCUGGGAUGACUUUUCCCCAACCCUCGAGCCCUCAGCGUGUUCAAAGCCCAAAAAUGUGCAGACCGGCCGUCUGAUAGGGCUGCUUCUCUGGUGCUUUUUCCUGCUGAUCAUAGGAUUUUUCACUGGCGUACUUUGCUUUCGGUCUGGGAUGGUGAUCGAUUCCAUAAAGUCCAGAUUCCGCACCGACAAGGCAGCUGCUCCACAGGACCAGCUUCCACAGAGUUGGCUGUCACAGAGCCAGCUGUCACAUGACCAGCUGUCACAGAGUCCGCUUUCAGAAACCCAGGUUCCGACAGCUGAGAAACUUCCGAAGGAAUAGGCCACAGUGCCAAGGUGCAAAUAAAGAUUUAUCAGGUUGUCUCUA
Molecule: messenger RNA, 1442 nt
Organism: Leopardus geoffroyi (Geoffroy's cat)
Lineage: Eukaryota; Metazoa; Chordata; Mammalia; Carnivora; Felidae
Product: izumo sperm-egg fusion protein 1-like
Exons: 9
Coding region: 180-1397 (405 amino acids)
Biological process (GO): heterotypic cell-cell adhesion; sperm-egg recognition; fusion of sperm to egg plasma membrane involved in single fertilization
Cellular component (GO): acrosomal membrane; plasma membrane
Molecular function (GO): protein binding involved in heterotypic cell-cell adhesion; signaling receptor binding
Source: RefSeq, a predicted model, not a curated record